Messenger RNA from Maniola jurtina (meadow brown), 5564 nucleotides. RefSeq lists its product as uncharacterized. The coding region runs from base 240 to 4889 and encodes 1549 amino acids. NCBI's taxonomy places the organism in Eukaryota, Metazoa, Arthropoda, Insecta, Lepidoptera, Nymphalidae. The record is from RefSeq and is a predicted model, not a curated record. The transcript has 17 exons.
UAGACUGUAGAGUUACGCCGAGCACAAACAAGGUUAGCUCAUUCGCUCGAUGAGGUAACCUCGCUACGACGUAUUUCGUGCUCGAGCGAGCUUCGCGUAUCUCGGAAAAUCAACCGGUGCUAAAAAAAAAUAUCAAUAAAAAAAGUGUUGCCAUAAAUUACAGUGUAAUUAUAAUUAUUAAUUAAUUAAAUAAAAAUUGUGUGUACUGUGCGGUUAAAUUAAAUGGGUUGAUAUUGAGUAUGACGAGUGUUUUGAAGAAAUCUAGAGGCAGUAAAGGAAAAUCGGAAUCCAUGCAAGAAGAUUUACCGUCUAGGUGGUAUGUCAGGCCGCACAAGGCCGAGGACUCUGGGAAGUUGAUCAAGUUUAUAGAUGAGAAUAUCAUUGGAAAAGGGGAUUCGUUCUGCGGGCCUUUUGGACGACGAAAAGUGGUGUACUGCGACUACAGUGGCUCGGGUCGAGGCUUGCAAUGGGUGGAAGAGUACGUGAUGCGAGAUGUGCUUCCUGCGCACGCGACUCGCUGCACUGCACUGUCUGUCACCUCUGGACAGAGCGAGAUCUAUCGGUCAGAGUCAAAGGAAAUCAUCCGCAAAUCGGUCGGGGCUUGCAGUGACGAUGCGGUGAUACUUGGGGCUUCUCUGACCCGGUUCCUGCGAGCGCUGCGGCCUCAGCGGGUCGCACUCUUCGUGUCUUCAAGAGAGACUGAGAGGCAGUUAGAACCGUGGAAGGAAUAUGACGCUGAGAUAAUCAAGAUACCGGAAACCAAGGAAGGGUUCAUUGAUCUCAAUAACUUAGAGUUGAAACUUCAAGAGAAUACAGGGACUGGCAAGCGUAUGAUUGGGUUCUUCCCAGCAGCUUCCAAAUUGACAGGAGUUCUGGCUGAUGAUGUCGCAACCACCUUACUGUUGCACCAAUAUGGGGCGUGGUCCUUCUGGGACUUUACUCUAGUAGCUCCUACCUCUGCUGUGGAUAUGAAUCCCACGUUUUUGGGCGUUGAAGAUGUAAUGGUUAAGAAGGAUGCUCUGUUCUUUAAUUGUGAGAAGUUUGUUGGCGGAGUUCAGGGGCCAUACGUUGCGGUUGUGAAGAAGGACAUUUUCAAGAAUACUCCCCUGUAUUCUGAUGAUGUUGAGGUACUGGCGGAAAGGAUUGAAGAAUACAGGUGCACAGAGGCUGUGAGAGCAGCGAUUGUCAUGCAACUUCGGGACGCGAUUGGUGUACAGAACAUAGCUGAAAAACAGGAUCACAUUACGAGACAAGUCGUAUCACACAUCAGAAACAUCCCUGAAUUAAUCCUGCUCGGGAGUGAAUCUCGCACUAUGAGAAGGUUGCCCAUUUUCUCCCUGAUGGUGAAGCAUCCAAGAGGGACCUUCCUCCACCACAACUUCGUCUGUGCUGUGCUUAACGACGUGUUCGGAAUCCAGGCGAGGGGUGGCCUGAACAGCAACUUGAGCUACGGAGCUGAUAUUCUGGGGAUUGAUGAAAAGCUUCUGAAGGAGUACGAGAAACUGUUGGAUGUUGAAGCACAAAAAGAAAUAGCACGAGUUCGGAGAUUGAGUGUCGUAAAAUCACCAGAGAUCCCAAUACACAAUGAGCACCUCAGGCCUGGCUUCUGCAGAGUUUCACUGCCUUUCUUCAUGUCAGAGAACGAACUGGCAUUUGUCUUAGAAGCUCUCAAGAUGGUGGCCACUGAAGGCUGGAAGAUUCUGCCACAGUACGUCGUCAAUUCACAAACAGGCCAAUGGAAACACCACGCAUGCUCUGUUCUUAGAGAUAAGAAAUCAUUGUUUUCUUUGAGAUUUAAUGACGGACAGAUAACCUCUCAUGAGAGGCGAAUAUCGGGCCCAGGAAUAUUUCCACACACUUACACAGAAUGUUUGCAAACAGCUAGGAAUUUGUUUAAUAGAGCCAGAAAAUUGGCAAUGAAAUGUUCAACAGUUGAGCCUGAAUUCGGUUUCAAUCCAAAAAUAGAUUAUUUGAGAUGGUUUAUGUUGCCAAAGGAAGCACACGACCUACUGUUGGGCAAAUCUGCUAAUGUCAAACACAUUGUACCUUUUGAUCCGUCCGGAUAUACAGGAGCGAGAAAAAGUCUCAAUCACGUAUCUAGGUCUUCCAAUACCUCGUCUCCUAUAUUAGGAUGCUCCGCAAGACAUUUUAGUCUUUCUGCUAUCGAUGACUGUCACUUGUUCAGAUUGAACCAAAGGCAAAAGUUCUACUCAAGGGAAUCUAGUUUGAAAGAAACUGCAAAAGAAGAGGCCGUUUCACUCUCACCACGUCCAGUGCAAUUCGCAGUAGGAGAAUCCGUAUCUCCAUUGCGUAUAGUUCCUCAAAAUACAAAACUGGCAUUAACGAGGUCGAGGUGCUAUUCUUUAGGAUCAGAUUUACCACAGGUGCCACUGAGUGUGCAGACUAAAAUGAAUCUUGGACUUAAGGAAGCGAGUCCAAAUUCGACUGAGAAGGCGAGCAGUUUUUGCCAUUGCGGCAGUCAAACUGACUUGCCAUCAUUGGAUGACGUUUUAAUAUCACCCACCAAAAAAUAUCCAUUCAGUACACAGAGCAGCACAUCGGCAUCUGAUUGCAGCCAAGUGGGUCGCACGUCACCGACGGCCUCGAUCACUUCGCACACUUCAGAAGACCUUCAAGCCUACGUCAAAGAGAUGACAAAAGAAAUAGCAACGGAGAUUAAAUCAGAAAUCCGUGAAGUGAUCUCCAAAGUGGAUGACAUUUUAGAGAAUUCCGAUUCUCUUGAACAGGCGAAUUUAAGCAUGACGUCGAUUUCUAGUCAGGCGAGUGAUAGAAAUUCUGUUUCAGUCAUAGAUGUGGCAGAAUAUUUAAUGGGUAUGUCCAAAGAAAUGGCUUCGGAGGUUAAACAUGAAAUCCGAGAGAUGGUGAACAGGGUUGAUGAAAUGAUUUCUCCUGAUGUAACAGGGGCGGGAUCAAGACGAAGUUCUCCUCCACAACCUAUAAGAAAAAGAAUAGGGUCUGGUCCUGAAUUAGGUUUGGAAUUGAAUAGGUUGAAUACUGCGCAGAAUUUAAAGAAAUGCCCGACUAGUCCGAUCCUCCAAUCGCAGUACGAUGAAGAGGAAAGCCGUGUAUAUAAGAGAUCUCCAAGUUCACUCUCGCCCAAAUCAGCACAAUGCACUCCCUUACAUGAAGCUUCUGGACCUAACAGCAUCUCGUUUAACUCCAGCGAAACAUCCACACCAGAUACGAUUAUUCAAGUGGUGACCACCAACCAAAACUCUCCAGUCCUUCCUAAAUCUUUAAGUUCAAACAAAUUGUCUGAUGACGAAGUUAGUUGUACAGAUGUGAUUUGUAGACAUUGUUGUAUUAAGAAACCGUGGUGCCAAAAUACUUCGGUCAGCUCUCAAGACAGCGGGAUCAACAUGAAUUUUACUGACGAGUCUUAUGUAGAUUACGUAAAAUGGCGAACUUCUUCAGAUCCAACGACUAACAAAGUUCGGAAACUGCAAGGCAGACUCCGAAUGUGCCCAAGGCAUGACAAGAGCGAGGUCCCGGACAUUAUCGAAGGAGUUCCCGUUUGCUCCGCUGAUCAGACACGAUCCUACAAAACGUUCAGCGAAACUGACCCCGGGAGAGUCGUCUUCCAAAUACAAGAUGAUGAGAGACAGAAUCGAAAUACUUCUUCAGCGAUGGAUUCCAAGAGGUCAAGCAGGUCAUCAAAUGCAUCGUCGAGUUGUUCUGACCGCAGCUCCAGGUCGAGUGGAUAUGGCACCGAUGGGCCGAGGACUUCUAAUGAUGAACAGUUUUAUGAUCGAAGUGAGUCGGAAUGCCGCUUCAAGGCGGACUGCUGCUGGGAGGAGGAGCCGGAUGACAGCAGCGCUUGCAGUGACACUUCGCUUACCGACUUCACCUUCGACGACGAGGGCAAGUGGCACUGCCCGCCUAAAGACGUCUGGAAAGCUACUGUUGAGGCCAUUCACGAAUACAACAUGGUUAGACCGGGCGAUAAGGUUCUGGUCUGCCUGUCCGGUAGCCGGGACUCCAUAGCGCUGCUCCACACUAUGCAUCAAUACCAGUUCUACGCCAGGUCUAAGGGAACACACUUCAGUAUUGGCGCACUCUUUAUCCAAGAACCCGAGUCAGAUGUAGAUCCUUUGCACUUGAUGGCAUAUUGCAGAACGCUUGGUGUCAAGUUUAUUUAUCAGGACAAAUUGAACCAUGAGGAAAUCCAAAGGCAAAACAGCGCCUCCAAAAGCCCCGAGCUCCACCGUUGGUCGUCGCAUGCGGUGCGGCGCCGCAUGUACGGCGCGGCGGCGGCGCACGGCUACGGAGUGGCCGCCGUCGCUCAGAACAUGGACCAUGCUGCCAAGGCGUUCCUGGCCAGCGCCCUGUAUGGAGGCGCUUUGAGAAGCACUAAGGCACAUUAUCGAGUCAGAGAGCACAAUAUUCGAAUCAUUCGACCAUUUAUCUACGUGCGAGCAAGAUCGCUGGAGGCGUUUGGCUGGUCGCGAGCACUUCCACUUUUUGGACACCAUUCACCUGAAUCGCCGCCUACUGACACUGAUGAAAGCAAACUAGAAUUAUUGAACCGCUCAGCUUCCGAGCCCUGUAGCAAAGCAAAAGACGUCACUCUCGAAGGCCAGCUAACUGAAUCCAUAUCUGCACCUUUAACUGAAACUAUAUCAGGACCGCUAGAAGAAUCCUUUAUGGAUCCUUUGGCAGCUGCACAGGAACUCCUCAGCGGUCAAGAACGCAUGCAUCCGUACAUCUUCGCCAGCUUGAAGAACGCUCUGCAUCCUCUGAUUAGUGCAAGUAACAUCGAGAAAGAUCUAAAAGAGAAUAGACACAGAAAGAAAUCUGUGAUUCAAAUGAAAAAUGGCGCCCCAGUGUACGACUCGGAAGAGGGCACGGAAGAGGAACCAGUGCCAUAAAUAAUGAAAAUUCCCGCCAAAACUGUAACUUGGGCGUCCGCCAUGUUGAAAAAAAAAUUUUUUAGAAUCUAUGAUAUACUUUAUAAUAAAUCGGGGUAACUUUAACAGAACUGUAAUGAUAAUGGAAUUGGAUGAAUUUGAUUGGAUUGAAUUAUUGGACAUUAAAAACAAAGAGUAAAGCUAUCCUGAUCUUAUUAACUUUUGUAGUAGGUACCUAUGUUGUCUCUUUCUCAAUCAAUAUUAUUUCUUAGUACGACAGAGACAAACUUCGUUUUGCUGUAUGUGUGUUGCCUUUAAAAAAAAGGCAGUUUAUGAUUAGUUACUAAAACAACAAUUUAUAUGUUAUAGUGUUGUUAAUAAGAGUUAUUAUAAAAUUAAAGUUAUUUUUUGUAUUUAACGAAUAAAAAAGUCAUAAUUAUUAUUACUUACAUUGUAUUUUGUAUUCUUGGAUGAAUUUGUAGCUAUAAUUUUAUUUUUCCAUUCAGGUUACUUUAAGUUUUCCUAAAUUUUGCUAUAUCGUGUUAAUCCAUCUUUAUCGACGUAUUUAAAAUGUAAAAGUGAUUGUAUGAUUGUUUAUUUUAAUAACUGAUCUUAUGGCUCUAAAUUUUAACUUUUUUUGACUAUAUAUUUAGUUGUUACUCGUAUAUUUUUAUGGUUAAUUUAAGUAUUGCCAUU